Molecule: messenger RNA, 4699 nt
Organism: Vespa velutina
Lineage: Eukaryota; Metazoa; Arthropoda; Insecta; Hymenoptera; Vespidae
Product: coiled-coil domain-containing protein 170
Exons: 15
Coding region: 442-2682 (746 amino acids)
Source: RefSeq, a predicted model, not a curated record
UAAAUAAAUAUUUGAUUGCUUUUUUUUUAUAUUCAUAUGCUUAAGACGCCCAAUAUAAUAAAAGGUACUAAUAUAAUUAAACGUGAUCGAUGAAACGAAAAAGAUUUUUAAGAGAAUAUUUCUCUUUUAAUAUUUUUAUGAAAUAAUAAUAUUUCGUUGUAUUUGUAUUAACGCGUUACGAAAAUAGUCUUCUUGAAUGAGUUGCGAAUUCAAAAAGGUGAUUGUUAAUGCGUAAGCAUUAAUGUCUAAGAAAGAUGAAAUGCAAUUACUUUUCCUUCCAGUUAUUCUAUUAGAUGAGAAAAUAUGUUUCAACGGUGGUUGAUGGUGUGCGAAUAAGAUAAUCCACAUAGUAGAAACAGUGAUUUUCACUCGGCAUUUAUGAAGGAGUAGGAGAUAAAGGAGAAUACGGCCUUCUUCCGCCAAUUGGACACAGGGGAUGCGAUGACUCAUGACUUGACGACUACAUUGAGGAGCGAGCUGGCAGCUCUCGAAUACAAGCGAGACAGGCUGAUGUUCGAGCUGCAGGAUAUGAAAAACACCGUCAGAUCAAGGGACCAAAGGGUCGUAGAACUUCAGGUAGAAGCCGAUCAGUUAAGGGAACAAGCUGCCAGACAGAAUUCUAUCGUUUCCAGUCUAAAGAAACGCAUACAGGAAUUGGAAGAGCGAGAGAGAAAUCUUUAUGCGAGUCAAGGAAGGAACGAGAUCACGAUACAAGGUCUACAGCGAGAUGUCAAAUAUCACGAAGAGAAGGUCAGGGAAUACGAGAGGAAGAUUCGACAGCUUGAGCAUAAUUUCUCCGAGGAGAUACAAUUAAAAGAACGAGCGAGAUUAAAUCUUCAGGAUUUUGUGCGGCGACUCGCACAUGCACUGAACGUCGAGUACUGUGAAACGGCACAUCACAGUCCGGAAGUCGUUAUCCACAAGGCGGAAGAAUUGGUGCAAGAAGUGAAUCGGUUACGGAACAGGGGCACUACAAUCGAAACACAACUUAGCGAUAUUGAGAAUGAUUUUCGAAGUUGUAGGGACUCGCUAGAUCGCAUUACCACAGAAAAAGAACAACUCCAGAGGCAAGUGUCUACACAACUGGUCGAUUUGGAACGCUUACGACAGGAGAAAGAAUGUCUGGAAAUGCAAUACAGGGUAGCCGAAAGAGAGAUGAACGAUCUUAGAGAUAAAUUGGUGAACGCGAACAGAAAUAUAACGAGUGCUACAGGAAAUAUAUCCAAUCAGGAAGCAGUGAUCUGCCAAUUACGAGAUGAUUUGAAGAAUCGCGAGGAAAAAGAACAACGUUUGCAAACAGAACUAAGACACUUAUUGGAAUCUUUAGCGAUUCUAUUGAGUACACCGAGUAGAUUCGUGGAAUCUCACGAAAAUGCGAUAAAGGAUCGGAUUAGAGAGAUCCUUGCCGAGAGCAAAGAUCAAGCAUUGAAACUUCAAAACCUACGAGAGAAAGUGAACGCUGCCACGGAAUCUGCCAAUCGUCAAAGCGAGAUGCUAGAGACCAGUAUGAUGAAAAUGCGACACCUUGAAGAGGAACGAUCGAGUCUCGAAGCGAAGAUACACAAAUUAGAUGCUGAAUUAACCAGCUGUGAGCUCACCAAAGAGUCUUUGCGUAGAGACAAACAAACGUUCACGACGUUUCUCGAACGAUUGGGAAAAGCUAUGCAAAUCGAGGAAAUUUCGGAGGACAUCGGAAUCGAACUACAAAUUGAAUCCUUCCUUGUAAGGGCCGAACAACUCGCCAGAUUAGAAACGGAUAAAUUAGUAGAUAAGUACUUGUACUCCAGCUACACAACAUUACCAAGGAUUCGUCGUGAGAGAUCCUUUCACGAGCUUCCCUCCCCAAAAGACACGUCUGUGGUUUAUCAAUUGCAACGACGCGUGAGAACCCUGCGGGAGCAACUGCAAAGACGAGAUCUUCACUUGGAUCUUCUGCGUAGAAAACUAUCUCUUCAGGAGGACAGCGUGAGAAUAAAGUCGUUGUUGCAGAGCGAGAGGGAUGAGGCGAAUCUCCGUGCGAAAAAGUUAACGAAGCAGGUCGAACGAUUGCAAUCACAAUUGUCAGAAGAAAAAUCGCGAAAUCGAGAGUUGAGUGCUCAAUUAACAGAAGCUGCUGAUUACAAGAUAGCGGCAUUAGAAAGAAGUAGGAAGAUAGAGGAACUCCAGAAACGUCUCGUAGAAAGCGAGAUGUUGAGAACGCGUUAUACCAGAAAGCUGUCCAUGUUGAAAGAACAAAUGAGAACGACGUCUGAGACGGCUGAGCAAGAAAGAUCUAUCAACGAUCAUUCUCUGCAGCUUCUUAGAGAUGAGCUGGCGCAGGUGAAGCAAAAUCUCACCGAUGUUACUAGAAGAGAAUCUCAGUUGCAGAGCUUCCGCGUCUCCAUAGUGAAAUUAUUGUCGGAGCCAAUCUGCACUCCCGAUUACGAGAUCAUUACGCGACUGCAGAAAAUGGUGGCAGCUCAUCGCGACUUCACCAUGCUCUCGCGUAGAUACGACGAACCACUGGAAGCGAGUCCCUCAAGGUGCACGAGCAUUCAUCAGAUUCAUUCGAUUCAUCCACCAAGGUCACCCGGCUCUCGAUGUACGCGUUACGAAGACAGCGGAUUUGCAGAUCCACCAGAUUUACAUGACAUCGAGGAUGAUUUUAACAAGAGACCCGUAAGGAGUAGCCUACUUCCGUGACGUCGGCCAAGAUUCAACGUUUGAACGGUUGUUCUUUUGAAUCAAUGACGACAGCCUCUGAUCGUCGAUCUCCGCUUCUUAUUAGAUUUAUAUACGGACGAAACGAUGCGUAAAGCGAACUGUUUAUAUCGUCUAAACGGACGACUUCUACGAUCGUUUUCCUGCAACUUGAAAGAAAAUAUUUCUUAUAUAUGAACAACAUUACUUCGCCACGAUCAUUGAAAUGAUUUAUCUUUCCUAAUCACAAAUACGCAUUACGUUAUAAUUUCCUGAUAACAUAAAAUGUAAGUCAAAGAUCUAAUCUAAAAACAUGAAGUUGAAAAUUUUAACAAAUGAAAGUAAUCAAACAUUCAUAUAUGUACAUAUAUUGUUAUAUAUUAUCUAUGAUUAUUAGUAAUAAUCUAUGAUUAUUAUUAUUAUUAUUAUUGUCAGAAAUAAUUUUGUAAACAAAAUUUUUGUACGAUGAAUGAACCUUCACUUUUUUAUUUCCAAAAAUCUAGUACAGCAUUUCGUAAUCAUAUUUAUAAUUUUUUCUGCAGUUAUUAAUACGACAGAGAAUGGAAUAGUACGAGUGACUACAUAUUACAAAAGAAAAGUGUUCUUCGUUAUUCGAGGUCAAUCAAGAUAAUAAUAUGAGUAAUUAUAACUUAUAUAAGUUGAUAACUAAGCGCUUAUAAAUCGAUAUAAUUUUUCGAUUCAACGACAUCACAGUCGCAAGCAUUGACCGUGAUGGAAAUCGUUUUACGAUCUAUAACGAUCUUAGAUAUUAAAUGAUCUUUUUGUAGCUUUCUAAUAUUUUUUUCUAUUAUAAUGAUUUCUUUUUUCUAGUAUAAUUAAUGGUCAACCUCUAUAAUUAAUUUGAAAUAUAGUUUUGAACAAAAAGAAUAUUUUUUAUUUUAUAAGCAUUGCUACUGUUUCAAAUCUAUUCGAUCCUACAUCAGUAUGAAAUAAAAGAAUAAAUUGUGAAACUUGUUUCCAAGCUACUUACAUCGUGUCAUAUACAAACGAGUGUUUUACGAACUUUCGUCUAAUAUCUCCUUUCGAUACCGGAUUAAAUACAACUCUCACUUCGAGGAAUUGGUUCGUAAAAAAGGAACACUUACGGAUCAUUGAAAAUUUUUAAAAAUCAUCGAAAGUGAACUCUUUGUUACCUGUAUAAAUAAAAACAAGAACAGGUUGGAUCAAACAAAUUUCAAAAAUGACAAUGAAAUGAUAAUGUUGAAAUUUUUUUUAUUAAAAAUCACUCCUAUGACGCACAAAACACUAUUCUUAUAAAAAAGUUAAUGUAUCAUUAUAAAAAUAAAAUUAUGUAUCAUUGUUUUCACUGAUAUAUCCUAAAAAUUGUAAUGUGUAUGUCUGUGUGUGUUUUUUUCCUUUUCUUUUUUUUAAAAUUUGACAUCAAAACUAUAAUUUUACAUUAAAAUCUAUCAUGAGAGCUUAACUUCUAUAAAGGAGAUAUUGAUAUGCUCGUCAAUCUCAAUCACGAUCGGCCAACUUUACCUAUUUAACUAACAUACGAUGCAGAUCCACAUUUCUUUCAAGUUGUUUCUCGUAUAACCGAUAAUUCGAAGCUCCACUUCCGAUCGACAUGGUUCCAAUUUUCAUGCAUGGUCCUAUGUUGCAAAUGAGCGACCAUAAGCGAUGGAAAAUGGAUAUGAACGUAACGGUAUAUACUCGAAUAUCGUAAUUACUCAUCAAAAAUCGUCUUGCCAGAACUCGGAUCGUACAUGUACACGUACAUGUACACGUACACACACACACACACAUACACACACACACACACAUACUUAGUCCACUCGUUGCUCAUUCUUUUGUAUAAUGAGAUAAUGUUACGCUCUUUAUUACACGCUCACUGUUCAUCACCGUUAACAACACCGUUCGGAGGGCGGAUCGUUCUUUAACGAGCCUUUAAAAGGUCUCCCUUUUUGAAUACAAAUACAUAUAAGAAAGAUGGAAAAAUGGGGUUUCAAAUGUUUCAAGCGUUUAAUGUAUAUUUCGGAUAUAAUUUUUGAAAAUA